UAGAUCUACUUUAUCCCCUUACCAUGAAAUAGACAGACUUUUGUACCCGCGAGCAAGUCACAUGGCAAUUCAAGAAAGCGCAUUAAAAUCGAGUCCCAUGACAAAAUUGCUAGCGAAAAAUAAUGAAAAUACCCCGCAACCACCACACAGUGGCCUGCCCGCAGCUUGGACCUUCCUUUUCUUUUCUGCUAAUAAUCGGAUGACAAAAUAAUUCAACCAUCACAAAUGAUGAUGUCCCAACAAAGAAAGAGAAGGAAGAUAGGUACAGACGACUUGCGUCGACUAACCACCCCGUCUAUCUUCUUAACUGCCAAAAUGCAUGAACCCUUCCACGCCCGUACACAAACUGUCUCUCUCUAUAUAUAUAUAAUCCCCUCUCAGGCCCCAAAAUGUUCCAUCCUGCGCUUCUAGUAAAAAAUCCUCAUCACUCACUCGCUAGUCGCUGCUCACUACUACUUGGGAUUCCAUUCCCGGGAAGAACAUAAUCACUGGAAAAAAGGGAGAGAUAAGAUGCCAACAACUGCAGUUCAUGUAGUUUCCAAAUGCACAGUCUACCCGGAAUCCAAAUCAGCCCUAUUCCCGUCCUUAAAGCUCUCCGUCUCUGACCUUCCCAUGCUCUCUUGCCAAUAUAUCCAAAAGGGCGUUUUACUAUCCCAGCCUCCCCUUGACGCCGCCUCUCUUCUCUCUCUGCUCAAGCUCUCCCUCUCCAAAGCUCUCUCCCACUUCCCUCCCCUCGCCGGCCGCCUUCAUACCGACCCUCACGGUCACGUCCACAUCCUAUGCAACGAUGCCGGCGUCGACUUCGUCCAUGCAAAAGCCUUGCACCUCUCCCUCCCCACCCUCGUCCCUUCUGAUCAACUUCAUCUUCAUGACAUCCCGCCUUGUUUCCGAAAGUUCUUCCAGUUCGACCACACUCUCAGCUACGCCGGUCACCACAAACCUCUCCUGGCUGUGCAGGUCACCGAGCUCAACGGCGGCCUUUUCAUUGGUUGCACCAUGAACCACGCCGUCGUGGACGGGACCUCCUUCUGGAACUUCUUCAACGCCUUCGCUGAGGCCUGUAAGGGGGCCAAAAGGACCUCCAAGUCCCCCAACUUCUGCCGCGAAACCGUGUUCACCUCCCCGGCGGUUCUCCAGCUCCCGGCAGGCGGGCCUUCGGCGACAUUUUCCGGUGAAGAGCCUUUGCGGGAAAAGAUAUUCCAUUUCAGCAGAGAGGCAGUUUUGCAGCUGAAAUUGAGAACCAACAAGACUUGCAAAAUGGGGAGUUGGGUGGCGGGUGACGGGGAAAAAGGCGGCGGCAGAACUAACGGAAAGGUAACGCGCAAGUCUUUGAAGCCCGCGACCGAUGAGAUCUCGUCUUUUCAGUCCCUGUGCGCGCAGCUGUGGAGAUCCGUGACACGUGCGAGGAAUUUGGAUGGGAACAGAAGGACGACAUUCAGGAUGGCGGUGAACUGCAGACACCGGCUGGAGCCGCGGGUGGACCCGCUCUACUUUGGUAACCUGAUCCAGAGCAUCCCAACCGUGGCUUGCGUGGAGGAGCUGCUGGGCAACGACCUAUCCUGGGGUGCGGAUCGGCUGCAUCGGAAUGUGUUGGCGCAUGACGAUUCCACGGUGCGGCGGGGCGUCGAGGAAUGGGAGAGUAAUCCAAGGCUGUUUCCGCUGGGGAACUUUGACGGCGCGAUGAUCACCAUGGGAAGCUCCCCAAGGUUUCCAAUGUACGAUAAUGAUUUUGGGUGGGGACGACCCAUUGCAGUGCGAAGCGGUAGGGCCAAUAAAUUUGACGGCAAGAUCUCGGCAUUCCCAGGGCGUGAAGGAAAUGGGAGCGUCGAUCUGGAAGUUGUUUUAGCACCAGAGACUAUGGCUGGACUUGAGAAGGAUGUGGAAUUUAUGCAAUAUGUAUCCUGAAUCCUGACCGACUCAAUUCUAGUGUACUGUACUCCUCCAGAGGCGCGUCUCCUUCUACUCCGUCCACCUGCAUCAUGAUUAUUGGACAAAAUUUUAACGGACGCAGGAUUGCAGCCAAAUUUCCUUCUCCAAAAAAGAAAACAAAAAAAAACAAACCUCAGUCGAGAAGGAGAGAAGAAAUAAAAGAUUUUUUUUUUUUUUUUGGUGUUUGAAAAAAAAAAAUACCGAAGAAAGGAUCUUGAAAAAGACGUACUACAAUAUAGAUAUAACAUCUGCAAAUGGGUGUGAUAAAUCAUAAACAUCUGCAAAUGGGUCCAAACAAGUUAAGGAUCGCCAAGAAAGAAAUCUGCAAUUGAGCUAGCCAUGUAAAUACAAUAUUUAUAUUAGCCUAUAUUUUGCUGAUGAUUAAGUUGGAUUAUAUUGCUACGACUGUGCUUUUAUCUCA
Molecule: messenger RNA, 2350 nt
Organism: Coffea eugenioides
Lineage: Eukaryota; Viridiplantae; Streptophyta; Magnoliopsida; Gentianales; Rubiaceae
Product: BAHD acyltransferase DCR
Exons: 1
Coding region: 511-1905 (464 amino acids)
Source: RefSeq, a predicted model, not a curated record